AUGUUUCGUUCCGACAAGUUCCGACUGGACGACGAGGUGACGGAAAAAGCUGGUCCAGAACGAAGUUGCUGCCGACAAUUGGCGUCGUUUCCGAGAGGAGCGGCCCGGGCGGUGGCGGAGUGGUUCACCAGCUGCUGCAGGUCGCGGGAUGGGACGGAGGAGACGGGGCAGGACGACCGGCAGACGCUCAUUAGCGAGCGACCCUUCCAGUUCCCGAGACAGGCGGCAUCGUCGUUUUUGAGGCCGAGCACGCCGAGCAGGAUGGACGUCGAGCCCCGGGUGGUGGCCACGCCGCCGCUGCGUCUCGAGCUGUGCGCCAAGUAUGAGACGACGAGACCGCCGCCGACGAGACAAAUGACGGAAAAGGUGCGAGAGAUGCAGACGACAGAUUGCCAACAACGGCCGCAGCCGAUGACGCAAUGUUGA
Drechmeria coniospora is the source of this 426-nucleotide messenger RNA. RefSeq lists its product as uncharacterized. The coding region runs from base 1 to 426 and encodes 141 amino acids. The transcript has a single exon. The record is from RefSeq and is a predicted model, not a curated record. NCBI's taxonomy places the organism in Eukaryota, Fungi, Ascomycota, Sordariomycetes, Hypocreales, Ophiocordycipitaceae.